Molecule: messenger RNA, 1613 nt
Organism: Beta vulgaris subsp. vulgaris (sugar beet)
Lineage: Eukaryota; Viridiplantae; Streptophyta; Magnoliopsida; Caryophyllales; Amaranthaceae
Product: V-type proton ATPase subunit d2
Exons: 10
Coding region: 198-1253 (351 amino acids)
Biological process (GO): vacuolar transport; proton transmembrane transport; vacuolar acidification
Cellular component (GO): proton-transporting V-type ATPase, V0 domain; vacuolar proton-transporting V-type ATPase complex
Molecular function (GO): proton-transporting ATPase activity, rotational mechanism
Source: RefSeq, a predicted model, not a curated record
UAUCAUCGUGAUGACUGAACAAUCAUGAUCAUCAAUUAAUCUCUCUCCUGUUGAUCCCCUAACGUUUUGCACCCUGUGACUUCUUCUGACUUCAAAUCACAAAUCAUAAACCACCAAUAAGCUCCUUCUCUCUCCUGCUUGUCAAGUUCCCCAAUUUUAUCCCGAUCUGCAUCAAUCAAACCCUAAAUUUCGCCAAGAUGUACGGAUUCGAAGCUAUGACCUUCAACAUCCAUGGCGGUUACUUGGAAGCCAUUGUUAGAGGUCACAGAUCUGGAUUGCUCACUGCUGCUGAUUACAACAAUUUAUGCCAGUGUGAGACUCUCGAUGACAUCAAGAUGCAUCUUUCUGCUACUGAUUAUGGUCCUUAUCUUCAGAAUGAACCUUCUCCUCUGCACACAACUACGCUCGUGGAGAAGUGCACACUGAAGCUGGUUGAUGAAUAUAAGCACAUGUUGUGCCAGGCCACAGAACCUUUGUCGACCUUCUUAGAGUACAUCACGUAUGGUCACAUGAUUGAUAAUGUUGUUCUGAUUGUUACUGGAACCUUGCACGAGAGGGAUGUUCAAGAGCUGUUGGAGAAAUGUCAUCCCUUGGGCAUGUUUGACAGUAUUGCUACCCUUGCAGUUGCUCAGAAUAUGCGGGAUCUAUAUAGAUUGGUGCUCGUUGACACUCCCUUGGCUCCAUAUUUCUCUGAGUGCAUCACUUCCGAGGACUUGGAUGAUAUGAACAUUGAGAUUAUGAGGAACACCCUCUACAAAGCAUACCUUGAGGAUUUCUAUCGGUUUUGUCAGAAACUUGGUGGGGCAACUGCAGAAAUUAUGUCUGAUCUUCUUGCCUUUGAGGCUGAUAGGAGAGCUGUCAAUAUUACAAUUAACAGCAUUGGAACUGAACUUACAAGGGAAGACCGUAAGAAGCUGUACUCAAAUUUUGGUCUCUUGUAUCCUUAUGGACAUGAAGAGCUUGCUGUUUGUGAGGAUGUGGAUCAGGUCCGUGGUGUAAUGGAAAAAUACCCACCUUAUCAGUCAAUAUUCUCCAAGAUGUCUUAUGGAGAAAGCCAGAUGCUGGACAAGGCAUUCUAUGAAGAGGAAGUUAAGAGACAAUGCUUAUCAUUUGAGCAACAGUUCCAUUAUGGUGUUUUCUUCGCUUACAUGAGGUUGAGGGAGCAGGAGAUUAGGAAUCUGAUGUGGAUAUCAGAAUGCGUGGCACAAAACCAGAAGUCGAGAGUGCACGACAGUGUUGUCUUCAUCUUCUAGUUGUUCUCUGAGGGAAUAUGAAGAAACUUUGUGGAUUUUUUCGGGAAAUAAAUAAGUCUGGUGCUGCUUGUGCUUUGUACAUCUUCAUUUCUUCUUGUCCAUCGUAGAAUCAGUUGCAAACAUUAUUUAUACUGCACAAGAUGGAAUAAAGCUGUUAUCUGUAUGAUUAUUUUAUUCAGAAGGUAUCAUGUACUCCAAUCUUCUUGGAGCUAAACUUGAGAGCCCGAUGCGCCCCGCCCCUGUUUUGUUGCGGGGCAAUGAACUAGUGUCAAACUCUCUUAACUGAAUACUAGUGUAUUAUAUGUGAUAUGUCAUGAUGUGAACUUUAUUUUUUGGCAAUGUCUAUUAUCUUUCAUCUUA